CAAAUGAAAAAAAAAGAAUAUAAAUUCAUCAUGCUUUAUUAACUACUUUAGAACUGGCUGGAUUGUUCGAGAUGCCGAGCUGCUGUACAUUCCAUCGCCAUGCAUUUCACGUCUGUCGUUCUCCGCUAACUUGGUCCGACCUGGAUUUGUUGAAUUUUCAUAUCGAAUGCCGAAAAAUAACAAAGCAUUGUCUCUACAUGUAGAUGUACGCAAUCAGCAGUGUCAGAGUUAUAGGGAAGCCAUGCAAUCUAUGCUUACGAAAUAUGCUGGUAAUAGUCGAACACACAAAGAGGAAGCGAAUGGUGAUUGGCAAAAACGAGUAAUUGACUUGAGAACCGGAGCAAAUGUUGUUAGCUGGACCGUUACGAACAGUGCCGGUGCGAAAGUGUCUUCCGAACCAAUUCGAAUCUCGAGAAUUGAUAUCCUCGGACUUGCGUUCACUCGAGAGUGUUCGCUUUGUCCAGUGGGUACGUACUCAGAAGGUGGUGCAGCUGAAUGUACCCCAUGCUCUCCAGGAUAUUUCGCACCAAAAGGAGCUGCGAGGUGCGGUCGCUGUCCGCAAACGCAAUUUUCAGGACCGAAAGCUGAGCGUUGUUCUGAACGGCCAGCAUGUCGUUCAUCCGACUAUUAUCCUGUGACUGAACCGUGUACAAAUGGGACGACUAGAACAACCUAUAAAAAGGUUCAGCCAGCUGUUUGCAGGGAAGACCUUCCCGAGGCCGCCACGGUAUGUCAUCUAUGGAUUUAG
Messenger RNA from Strongylus vulgaris, 748 nucleotides. Lineage: Eukaryota; Metazoa; Nematoda; Chromadorea; Rhabditida; Strongylidae. The record is from the annotation of a GenBank genome assembly.